GUAUUUGCGAUGGACUAACGAGCUUGGGGCUUCACAGCUCGCAUACAGGUAUGUCAGCAAUUCCAAGACGGCUCCACGUCUCACUGACAGAGAAGCCAACAAGUAAAAUACACCGGGUGCCAAAAUAAGAAGAUCUGCGGGUGCCAACGGAUCGAUAAGAGACCACUGAAUGCCAGCAAACCUGGGUAAAAGGACUUCUACCUCAGAUCUGCUGGCUGCAAUGCUGACCUACUUCAGUUAAACACAGGAGGAAUCCGAGAGGACGCUGAUAGGCCUCUGGAAUGCCUAUGGUGCUGGGGUCACUGAGAGACUUCUGUAUGUAGAAAAAAAAGAUUAUUCUUCCUAUGGCUUUGUAAGACCCACCCACACAUUUAUCUACUUUCCUCAUGCUGCUCAUGAUAACUAAUGCAAAGAAGUAAAAAGCAAUCAGCUCACAGCCUAAUCUGAAACAAACUAAAGCCAAAAUGCAGUAUAUUUCGUCACUGACACUCCACGCUCCAGGUGUCCUGUUAUUUGCCUUCAUAUCAUCGGGGGCUGGCAGUGGGAUACCGGGUGCAGAAUACGACUAUGGCGCUCAUCCAAAAUUUGUGUGCACGCCCAUCCCACCCGACGCGGACCCCAGCUGCUUUCCGGCAGGCGGUGGUCCAGGAGCAUCGGGGCCCGCGACCAAUGGGAACGGACAUCACGGUCCGGGUAGCGGAGGCCCCAGCAACUACUGGGGAAUGACCGAGGAAGCCAAAACCACCAUCCUGCACCUCCGCGAAAGCCUGGUGCAGCAGAAGGAGACCAUUCUGGACCAGCGGGAGACCAUCAGGGAGCUGACGGCCAAGCUGACCCUCUGCGAGGGCUUCGGGAGGGGGGUGGGGGUACACGACGAGCACCACGGCCCGCACCUCUCUCACCACACCUAUCCCGACCACUCCCAGGGCCACCACGGCAACCACGUUUCGGACCCCCUGUACCCGCUGGCCGGCCACCACAGGAAGGCCGCUCUGGGAGGGGGAGACAAGCACAGCGGCGACAUGGUCGCCUCCUCGCCUGAGCAGAUGGGACGAAUGCUGCAGGCCCUAAAGGAGCGCCUCGAGAACCUGCAGCAGUCCAGGAACACAUCAAACUCCUACUCCAACUCCCUGAGGGACCUUCUGCAACGCAAGAUAAAUGCUCUGGAGCAGCAGAUGCACCACUACUCCAGCUCCCACAGCGGCGGAGACCACCAUGCUGAUGGCGAUCACCAUGACGACCACGACGACGACGGUCACCACGGCGACCACCACGAUGACGACGGCCACCAUGACGACCACCACGAUGACCAUCACGACGACCACCACGAUGACGGCCAUCCCGAUGAUGAUCACCAUGACGAUCAUGACAACGGGUCCGACGGCCAUGGCCACGGACACCCGCCGCGGAUGGCCUAUCACGGGCAGGGACAUCGAGGAGCAGCCUCCCAUGGGCUGCAUCCCAACAAGCUGGACACCGUACUGAACCACCUUCACCACAGAAACUCUGACACAGGCUCACGAAAAAAGCCAAAAAGUCCAGAUGCCUUUCAGAUAGGCUUCCCCAUGCGCACUAACUACAUGUAUGGACGAAUCAAGAGAACGCUCCUCCAUGAAAUCUUCUCCCUCACACUCUGCUUGUGGCUUAAAGGAGCAGCAGGUCCCGGUUUGGGGACCCCGUUCUCCUACUCUGUUCCAGGGCAGGCCAACGAAUUGGUACUGAUAGAGUGGGGCAGCAACCCUAUGGAGCUUCUAGUUAAUGACAAGGCAGUGACGCUACCUCUCUCUCUGAGCGAUGGAAAAUGGCACCACGUGUGCGUGACCUGGUCGACACGGGACGGGGCGUGGGAGUCCUACCAGGACGGUGUGAAGAGAGGGUCCGGGGAGAACCUCUCUGCCUGGCACCCCAUCAAACCCGGCGGGGUCUUCAUCUUGGGACAGGAGCAGGACACCCUUGGAGGGCGAUUUGAUGCCACGCAGGCCUUUGUUGGGGAAAUUUCUGACCUCCAGCUGUGGUCCCAUGUGCUCACAGCUCACGAAAUAUAUAGCCUGGCAUCGUGUGGGAGUCACCUGACUGGUGACGUCAUUGCAUGGAGCGACUCUGUGGUUGAGCUGCACGGCGGGGUCACCAAGUACCCCUUCGAUCCCUGCCACUAAAGAAUGCAGGGCAUCAAACCACUCGCAACGCAACACCCCUCCUCACUUAGAAAUUUGGAUAAAGUGCUUCUGGAGGAAAGACCGGUGUGACCCUUCCCAAUACCCCAAACAUAUUGCCUUCCCUCUUGCAAGAGACUGAGAUACUGGGACCCUGUAAAUAUGACUGUUUAACAGGAGCACUGUAUAGCUAGUUUUAGUGCUUUGUACCUUUAAUAGUGAUGCAACAUAGACAGUGAGACGGAUUUUAAUCCAUUUUCUUAACUGGGCUAUGCUAGGACCAAUGAAGAUAAAGGUAUGAAUACUUCAGUAGUUUUAGAAUGCUAUCACAGAGCCAGUUCCUGCUUAAAUACAGGGACUGCAUUGUUGAUGGGACUUUCUGAGAGCUCUGUAUAGCAGAGUUGUUGAAGAUUUUGUUUUCGAUGAAGAACAAAGAAAUACAGCUACACCAAAGAUAGAAGAAACAGUAUACAAGCAAAAUGCUAGUCAUUUAAAUAAUUACCAGAAAUAAAUAGUAUACAAUAGUAUUCAGAUUAAAUCAUAGUUAUUAGAUUAUAGUAUUCAUAAGGGUUAGAUUUUUAUUGUUCUGUUUUUUUUUUAUUUUAAAUUUUAAAUUUUGAUUUUGCUUUAUCAUUUUGAGCUGAAAGGACUUGAAAUUCAGUCUAGAAAAGGACUCUUUAUUUGAGCCUGCUGGACAAGGGGCAAGUAGGGCAACACAGUCUACUGGAAUUGUGGAUGCCUUCACAUGAACAUAUGAGAGCAAUAACCUUUUUAAAUAAAGGCACCCAACAUCGGGCUAUACAUGCCCAAUUCUCAUGUUCAAUUAGAUAUUUCCAACCGCAGCCACGUUUAGACCUAGCAUUUAAAUUUAACUUAAUAAUAAAUUAUAACAAAGGUAAUAAAAAGCACCUUAAUCCAUUUUUUUUGUUUCAGUGAAAAUAUUUACAAUACAUGGAUACUGAUUGAAAGAGCAAUGCAUACACACUCACUGAUUCUUGACAGUGGCAGAAAUACAAACUUCAACGCUAUGUUAAUAGCUUGUUUAAGUUUUCUUUUGCCUGAAUACAGCAAAAAAAAAAAAAAAAAAAAAAAAAAACCUGUGUAACUAUGGUGAUAUCAAAGAAGAAACCAAGAAUGUUUCCCUUUGAGCAUGAUAUAUUUUGUAUUUUACUUUUGGUAUUGGCAAGUUGAACAGUUAUCUUCCAUGCCAUGACAAUCACUAUGUAUAUACUUAUGAACAUGUUACGUUUUAUCCUGAUAUCCAUACUAUCUAUUUGUGUAUAUAUUUUGUGUAGAUGACUCAAUGCCAUGUUUAAUAUAUUCUAUGUUUUAACGGAGUCAUUGAGACCUGUUUUAGGUACUGUGUAAUGUUUAAUAUGUUUUUGUUUUUCAUUGUGGGCCAAGUUUAUAAAACAUCUCACAUCUUCCUUUUUAUAUAUUUUUGUAUGAAGAAAAUAACUCAAGGGGUGACCCUAUUCGUAUCAUGUACUUGAUCAUAGUUUAAUAUAGUUUGUAAAAAAGAAUGGAUUUGGAAAUCUUUGACCAAUCUGACAUUAUGUAUCUUUAAACCACUGUAAAUAAUUAUCCUUCUUUAUAAGUAAUGUACUGUUUGUUUGUGUUGUUAUGCUUGUAAAUAUUGUGCAAAUUAGUUUUUUUCAUUAUGUGAGGACUGUGUACAAGCCAACAUGGCAAUGCUGCAUCUGAAAACUUGAAGAAACAAAUGUAAAAACAGAAUCCACACAUUCUUUUUUGAACAAAUGUAUUGAUAUUUGUAAAUAAAGAUUUUGAGUACAGAA
Anguilla rostrata (American eel) is the source of this 3949-nucleotide messenger RNA. Its product is annotated as neuronal pentraxin-1. The record is from RefSeq and is a predicted model, not a curated record. The transcript is spliced from 6 exons. The coding region runs from base 465 to 2156 and encodes 563 amino acids. Lineage: Eukaryota; Metazoa; Chordata; Actinopteri; Anguilliformes; Anguillidae.